Molecule: messenger RNA, 2823 nt
Organism: Naegleria gruberi
Lineage: Eukaryota; Heterolobosea; Eutetramitea; Acrasida; Naegleriidae
Exons: 1
Coding region: 1-2823 (940 amino acids)
Biological process (GO): cytoplasmic microtubule organization; mitotic cell cycle; microtubule nucleation
Cellular component (GO): centrosome; equatorial microtubule organizing center; gamma-tubulin complex
Molecular function (GO): gamma-tubulin binding; microtubule minus-end binding
Source: RefSeq, a predicted model, not a curated record
AUGAGCUCAUUUCUUCUUCUUUUAUUUAAUGAUUUAAUUUCUCAAAACAUUGACCAAAAUUAUGAGGAAAAUAAUUUAAUUUUUGAUAUUUCAUCCAUUCAAUCAGUUAGUGGAGAAAGUAAAAAUUCAAUGAUAUUGGAGGAUUUGAAUUUAAGUAGCCAAUCUGAUUUUUUCCCCAAUGUACUUGAUUGUGCCAGCAAUACUCAAUCUAAUACUAGUUUAUAUUCAAUGCAACCACUUUCAAAGAUUGAAGGCUUCUUUGAAAAUUUUGAAUAUUCUGACAUAUCAAGUCUAAAGAGACCACUAAGUGAUUUUCAAUCAGUUUUAAAAUUGAAACCAGAAAAAAAGAAGCGAUCUAUCUAUUUCACAGAACAAAGCAGUGACAAACUUUUUGAACACAAACAUUAUUUUGAGAGACUUUGUUUUGGAUUGAAUCCUCAACAAAUACAAGAGUCUGAUCUUGUAAAUUUUGGCAUAUUAGCCCUACAAGGUAUUUCAUCGGAUGUAUUUAUUUGGGAUUCUGUAAAGUUUUGCUUUAAAAUUCAACCAGUGAGGAUAAAGACAUUAUCAUUUCUAGGACUACGACAAUCUUUGCAGGUAGUGGCCAACAUGGGAUCACUAUUCAAACGUUUAGAAAUAAUAACAGAAUAUACUCAACUAGAUUUAACCUAUACUGGAAAAUGCUUGCAGAGUUGUGGACAAGGUCUUUCUCAUGUCAUGAAUUGGUACAAGUCAUGUAUACUAGAUAUUCCAAAUAUUCUAACUACUCUAGUCUCAGACUAUUCAGGAUGUGAUUGUAGAAUUACAAUUCUUAACUUGAUACAUCAUAUUACUCCUUUAAAGCAACGUUUAGAAGUGUUGUCUGAAAUAUUUGAAUGUGACAUACAAGAGAAAAAUGCAAAUGAUGAAUUCUCCAUACUUCUUACUGAUAAUAUACAGAGUAAGAAUCUGUAUAUAUCUAGUAGAGUUAAACAACUGCCCAAGGGAGCAAAGCUCAUCAAUUUAAUGUAUGAAAAAAUUCAAUCUAUUGAAAAUUCAAAUAGGCCAGAUUCUACGAAUAUUCUUCUUAUAUUACUCUACUAUACUUUCCAGCCAUACCUAUAUUGGAUAAAUAAGUGGAUAUUUUUUGGUGAGCUUGCUGAUGAUUUUAGUAGAGAGUUUUUUAUUCAAAAGAAUACCUCAAAUCAUUGUACUGAAAUGUGGAAUGCUCACAUUGUGGAUGCCCAACAAAUACCUUCAUGCAUUUUAAAAUGGGGAAAUGACAUAUUUACUACUGGCAAUACCGUAGGAAUAAUCAAGUCUUGUAGACCAGAUCACUACAUUCUCAAAGAUUUCAUUUCCUCAACAAUUAAAUCUAUCACAAUUCUUUUCACUGAACAAGAUUUGAAAAUUUAUGAGCUUCAAUGUGAAAAAUUACAAAAAUUACAACACAAAGACGCAACCUUAGAGAUGAAAACCCAAUUACAACAAUUGGAAGUAAAAAUUAGAGCUCAAGAGGAAAGACUGAAAUUUGGUGAAGAAUUAUUGGAUAGAUUUCAAGAAGAGGAGAACAAAUUACGAGAUAAAUUAAAGAAAGAGAUCUUGGAAGAAUACAGAAAGAAAAUGAAUGUAGAUAUUUUUGAGGAGAGUCUGAACCUCAAUAAGACACUGAAUGAAAUCACUCCCAAGCAACAGGAUGAAGAUUCUCUGAUGAGUGAAGCUCCUUCUCAAUUGAUUAUUGAAGAUUUAGACAAGCUGAUUGAUGAUGAAGAUGCAACCUUAUUAAUGAGAGUAGAAUCUUUAAGUGUUUCCAACUUGUUGGAGAGUCAAAGGCCAUUCAUAGAGUUACCAAUUGAGGUAGCAACUAUGAGGAGUAUUUUUUCAGUAUUAUUCCAGCAAAAACACAUGAUCGACAGCAUUUUUGUGAAGAUGUUAUUUCACGACUAUAGAUUGAGCGAGUAUUUUAGUAUUAUUAAUAAUUUUUUCCUUUUUCGAGCUGGUGACUUUCAUGAUUGUUUUGUAAAUAUUUUGCAUGAAGGCAUGAAAAAGGGUAUUCUGUAUUCUGAUAUUUAUAUUGUAAAUAGAGCUAUGCAAGAGGCAUUAAAGAUUACAGGCCAUGCAGAGAGAGAUGAAAGUAUUGUAUCCAAAUUGAACUUCCGUAUUGAUGAAUCUAAGGUUAUUAAUUUUUUAGAUUACAACUCUGUUACAAGUCUCGAUCAUUUGUUAUUACAUUAUGACAUUGAGUUUCCUGUCUCGUUAAUAUUAACACCAAUCAUGAUGGGAAAAUAUGCAUCAAUUCAUGCACUCUUACUUAAAAUCAAACGGAUCGAUUGCUCACUGUUGGAUAUUUGGACUAUUUUCAAGGUAAAGACUAGAAUAACCAAUCAAAGACUAAAGUAUCUCCAACUAUUUAGACAAGAGAUUCAGCAUUUUAUAACGGUAUUCAAAACGUUCAUCUUUGUAGAGGUUAUUGAAUCAUCCUUUUCUGAUUUUGUUAAAGAAUUACUUCACCAAAAAGAUAAGGAUUUGAAUAUGGAAAGAUUGUUAUCAAUUCAUCAAAAGUUUGUUGAUUCAUUAAUCAAACAGUGUCUACUCUCUACAUCAGCUAAACCUAUUAUGGAUAUUAUUUUGAAAAUGUUUGGAUUAAUUUUAAAGUUCAAAAUUCAAAUUGAAAAUGUGGACAUAACAGAUUUGCCAGAUACCCAUUAUGCAAUAAUUACACAAACUAGAAAAGAAUUUAUAGAUUGUGCCCUAUUUUUGGAUUCAUUAAUGGACAGAGUAGCUCUGCAAUCAACAACAUCCAAGUUUGGAAAAUUCAGAAUGAAUUAUAAAUUUACAUACUAA